This is a messenger RNA of Condylura cristata (star-nosed mole), 2229 nucleotides long. RefSeq names its product arachidonate 12-lipoxygenase, 12S-type-like. NCBI's taxonomy places the organism in Eukaryota, Metazoa, Chordata, Mammalia, Eulipotyphla, Talpidae. The transcript is spliced from 14 exons. The coding region runs from base 1 to 1989 and encodes 662 amino acids. Gene Ontology annotation, biological process: linoleic acid metabolic process; lipid oxidation. Gene Ontology annotation, cellular component: sarcolemma; cytosol. Gene Ontology annotation, molecular function: protein binding; iron ion binding; arachidonate 12(S)-lipoxygenase activity. The record is from RefSeq and is a predicted model, not a curated record.
AUGUACAGCUACCGCAUCCGCGUGGCCACCGGGACCUGGCUCUUCUCGGGGUCCCUCAACUGCGUGCAGCUGUGGCUGGUUGGGGCGCGCGGGGAGGCGGAGCUGGAGCUGUAUCUGCGGCCGGCGCGCGGCGAGGAGGAGGAGUUCGAGCGCCACGUUUGCGAGGACCUGGGGCCGCUGCAGUUCGUGAAGCUGCGCAAAUACCACUCCCUGGUGGACGACGCGUGGUUCUGCGACCGCAUCACCGUGCAGGGGCCCGGAGACCGCGCGGAGGCCACCUUCCCGUGCUACCGCUGGGUGCAGGGCCAGGACGUGCUGAGCCUGCCCGAGGGCACCGCCCGCCUGGCAGGAAACACCUUGGACGUGUUCCAGAUGCAUCGAGAGAAGGAACUGAAGGAAAGACAACAGAUCUACCGCUGGGCCACCUGGAAGGAAGGGUUACCCUUGACAAUAGCUGCAAACAGUACAGAUGAGCUACCUCUAAACGUGAGGUUCCACGAACUUAAGAAACUUGACUUUGAAUGGUCCAAGAAAAUUGGGGUUGUGGAUAUUGUCGUCAAACAUAUUUACCGUAUCCUGGGCUCCUGGAACAAGCUGGAGGAUUUUGAUUAUAUUUUCCCUAGUGGAAAAAGUGUCCUGGCUGACAAGGUCCAUCAGCACUGGCGGGAGGAUACGCUUUUCGGCUACCAGUUCCUCAACGGUGUCAACCCCAUGCUGUUGAGACGCUCCACCUCUCUGCCCUCCAGGCUGGUGCUGCCCCCUGGGAUGGAGGAACUUCGGGCUCAGUUAGAGAAAGAACUGCAGCAAGGCUCCCUCUUUGAGGCUGACUUCACCAUUCUCGAUGGGCUUCCAACCACUGUGAUCCGCGGAGAGCAGCAGUACCUGGCCGCCCCCCUCGUCAUGCUGAAGCUGGAACCCGAUGGGAAGCUGCUACCCAUGGUCAUCCAGCUCCAGCCUCCCAGCCCUAGUCUCCCCACCCCAACAUUGUUCCUGCCCUCAGAUCCCCCACUUGCUUGGCUCCUGGCAAAGUGCUGGGUCCGAAAUUCAGAUUUUUUCAUGCAUGUGCUCCGGUAUCAUCUUCUAAACACUCAUCUGGUGGCUGAGGUCAUCGCUGUCUCCACCAUGAGGUGCCUCUCGGAACUUCACCCCAUCUUUAAGCUCCUGAUGCCGCACACCCGCUACACCAUGGAAAUCAACACCCAGGCUCGGACAUCACUCAUUUCAGAUGGAGGCAUAUUUGAUCAAACGGUGAGCCUAGGCGGAGUGGGCUACAUACAGCUGCUCCGGCGGUCCUUGGCUCAGAUGACCUACCGCUCCCUCUGCCCUCCGCAUGAUCUGGCUGACCGGGGCCUGCUGGGGAUCCCCAAAGCUCACUAUGUCCAUGAUGCUUUACGCCUCUGGGAGAUCAUUGCCCGGUACGUGGAGGGGAUCGUCCCUCUCUUCUACCACGGGGACGAUGUCGUGAGCGAUGACACUGAGCUGCAGGCCUGGUAUCGGGAGAUCACUGAGAUGGGGCUGUGCCAGGCCCAGGACCGAGGGUUCCCCGUCUCCUUGCAGUCUCGGGUUCAGCUCUGUCAUUUCCUUACCAUGUGCAUCUUCACAUGCACUGCCCAGCACUCGGCCAUCAACCAAGGCCAGUUUGACUGGUAUGCCUGGGUCCCCAAUACCCCAUGCUCAAUGCGGAUGCCCCCACCCACCACCAAAGAAGAUGUGACGAUGGCCACCCUGAUGGGCUCGCUACCUGAUAUCUGGCAGUCUUAUUUUCAAAUGACUUUGUCAUGGGUCCUGAGCCGGCGUCAGUCAGACAUGGUGCCCAUGGCGUAUCACAAAGAACAAUAUUUCUCAGACCCUGGGCCCAAGGUUGUUUUAAAACAAUUUCAAAGAGAUCUGGGCAACUUUGAAAGGGAGAUCAUGGCCCGCAAUGAGCAACUGGAACUUCCCUAUGAAUACAUGAAACCCAGCAGCAUAGAGAACAGCAUCACUGCCUAAGCCCAAGUCGUCUCACUCUUCAAAUACUUUAGGUCACCAAUGGAGUGUGAAUAUUACCCCAGUUCUGUUUUCCUGGAUCUCAGUUGUUAUAGUUCUAUUAUUUUUCUCCCCCUGAGUUAUAAACUUGAAUAGCUUAUCCUUUCAGGUUUUCUAGUAGAAUGAUCUUUAACUUGAACGUUACUUCUAUAGCGAAAUUAGCUAUCUAUUCAAGCAGUAUUCUCUUCCUCCUGGAAAUUUUGC